This is a messenger RNA of Hevea brasiliensis (rubber tree), 836 nucleotides long. RefSeq names its product protein DOWNSTREAM OF FLC. Lineage: Eukaryota; Viridiplantae; Streptophyta; Magnoliopsida; Malpighiales; Euphorbiaceae. The transcript has 2 exons. The coding region runs from base 147 to 626 and encodes 159 amino acids. The record is from RefSeq and is a predicted model, not a curated record.
CCUAUUGCUUCACUCCUAUCUUCUCCUACUAUUUCCCUAUCAGUUUCAUCAUUUCCCAUUUCCUUUGCUCCAUUUUGUUUCAAUCUCCAUCUCCCCCUCUAUUUAUCUAGCACAAGUCUCUGUAAUUCUCUGAUACCAAAAUCCCAAUGGCUCGAUCACUGUUUUUGCUCGCCCUCUGCACUCUUCCGGCACUUGUGAGCGCCGCUCGCCCCCAAAGAAACCCAUUUGAAGUGGAGGGUCGUGUGUUCUGUGACACUUGCCGCGCUGGUUUCGAGACCCCCAAAACCACCUACAUCGCUGGUGCUAAGGUUAAAGUGGAAUGCAAGGACAGGAAGACCAUGGAUCUUGUAUACAGCAAGGAAGGAACAACCGAUUCAACAGGAACAUAUAAAAUCUAUGUUGAUGAGGAUCAUCAGGAUCAGCUGUGCGAUGCUAUGCUAGUUAGCAGCCCCAUCAAGGACUGCAAAUCACCAUCAUCAGGGCGUGAUCGUGCACGUGUUAUCUUGACCAGUUACAAUGGCAUUGCAUCAAACAAACGUUUCGCCAAUGCUAUGGGUUUCAUGAAGGAGGAGGCCAUGUCUGGUUGCGCUGAGCUUCUCAGGCAAUACCAGGAGUAUGAAGAUUAGAUUUUUAGCUUGGAGUUCCUCUGAGCCUGGUUGAUUAAUGAUUGCUGGGGCUAUUCUGUUUAUCUAUAAUUACUUAGUGUCAUUAUUAUCAUAAUCCGGAUUCAUAUGUUGUUUUGAGUGUUUAGAGGACUAUAAUUUUUUCUGUUAAUGGACUCUUAUAAUGUAUUGGCUUUGAAUGAAUGAAUGAAUAUGUUAUGGGGGCUUUGAGCA